Molecule: messenger RNA, 2716 nt
Organism: Cottoperca gobio
Lineage: Eukaryota; Metazoa; Chordata; Actinopteri; Perciformes; Bovichtidae
Product: metalloproteinase inhibitor 4-like
Exons: 5
Coding region: 341-1015 (224 amino acids)
Biological process (GO): response to cytokine; negative regulation of membrane protein ectodomain proteolysis; negative regulation of endopeptidase activity
Cellular component (GO): extracellular matrix
Molecular function (GO): metalloendopeptidase inhibitor activity; protease binding
Source: RefSeq, a predicted model, not a curated record
CAUUCAAGACCAGAGUGUGAGGGGAUCCAACUAUUGUAAGUUUCUCUGUGUGUUGUCUACAGAGAGGGAGAGAGACAGAGAGAAAGAGAGAGCAGUGGCAGCAGCAGCCUUUCCUUCAACUCAAGUUAUUUGCUCCAGCUUGAAUUCAGAGGUGUUCUUUAAACUUAUGAAAACAUUUCUAUCCACAGCUGCCUUUCAGCUCAGCAGAGGUAAUCUUGCUACUCCGACUCUACUGUCUUGUCCUCCCACCGUUGCUGCCUGAUCUGCUUUUCCCGUGGAACUUAACAGGAUCAGAAGAAAGUUGCCGAGCGUUCAUCGAGUGGUGGAGCCGUCAGUCAUCAUGGCCUUGUCCCAGGAGCGGAGAGCGUGUCUGGGGCUCUGGGUUCUCCUUUUGCUUGGUGCAGGCAUGGAGGAAGUUGUGGAGGGAUGUAGCUGCCACCCAGCACACCCACAGCAGCUAUUCUGCAGCGCUGAGAUUGUGAUAAGAGCAAAGAUCUCCGGAGAGAAGAUUGUGUCGCCUAGCAACAGCUCCUCACCUUACAUGAAGAUGAUCCAAUAUGAAAUCAAAAUGAUCAAGAUGUUCAAAGGGUUUGACAAGGCCAAGGACAUCCAGUACGUGUACACUCCAGUCUUCUCCUCACUGUGUGGAGUCAAACUGGACUCCAACAAUAAAGCCGGGUAUUUGCUCUCAGGAAGUAUGUGGAGUGACGGGAGAAUCUCUAUUGGCCAAUGCGACCUAGUGGAGUCCUGGGACAACCUAUCUGUGUCACAGAAGAAGAAUCUCAACUACAGAUACCAGAUGGGCUGUGAAUGCAGAAUCAACACCUGUUACACAGUGCCGUGUGCGUCAACAGGAGAAAACGAGUGCUUGUGGACUGACUGGCUGCUGGAUAACAGCUUAAAUGGGGAGCAGGCUCGGCAGUAUGCCUGUAUCCGCCGCUCUGACACAACCUGUAGCUGGUACCGGGGUGGCCCCCCACCUGAGAAAGACUUCCUAGACAUGGCUGACCCUUGACCUGUAAUACUGAUAUUCAUUUGACUCCAUUUCACUCCUGCAAAGUCCCGAGAAACAUUUCCUGCUUUUGCUUAUGUAGCUGAAAUUUGGCACGCAAUAUAGCAACUGAUUUCAUUGAAAAAUUGGCUGAUUUUGUUUUUACUUGAGGGAGUUUAACCCAACUUCUGUAAGCAGCAUUCAGGGUUGCUACAGCAAUGCUAGGAAAAUUGUUGUAAACUGCAGGGGCUUUCAACAUUCCUCUGUCUCAUUUUCUCGCUCUCACACAUUCGACUUCGCGUUCAACUUUCCACAGAAUAAAAACAGCAGCAGAGCAUCCACUGAAAACUAGUCACCCAAUAGUGAAUAUUUUCUUUAAUUCUGAUGCCCUGAUGGUAAAUACAUAACCUUGACGAAUACUGAAGACCCCAUAUGUGUUCAUGCAUAACUUACAAAAGGUAAUGUAGUCAUUUAGGAUAUGCAUUUACUGAAAGGAUGAGGAGGAUGGACAUUUACUGUAAAACAAAAGGAGGAAAAUAGUAGUAAAAAGCUGCCACUUGCCACAAUCAUGUAAAUCAAAGUUUACUUUACACCCUAUAAACAAAUAUUCUGUGCACUAAAUCUUUGCAGAUAGACUGCAUCACUGCCAGCUUUCCCCCACACAUUCUGGUGUUACAUUUUUACCUUUAUAUAUUAACGAAUAACUCUCCAAUGCAAAUGAAAAUGCACUGUAUAUAUACACGUAUAUAGAGCAAAGCCAACAACAGAAAUUCCCCAAUUCAUUAUAUUUUGACAAAAUCUGACAUAUUAAUUAUAUAUGACUAUAAUUCUUGUACAUCUAAAUCAUCACAGUUUAUACUCUCAAAUUGCUGAGAAUGUAAAUAUUGUACUUGAGUGAGAAUUAACAUUUUAAAGUCUAACCCGAUCUUGUCUCAUAGCAUAGAAGUUGUUAUCUUGUGGUUUUGUGUUUAGUUUCCUUGGUUGUACUAUUUCCUGUGCCAAAAACAAAAUCUAAUCCAGCGCUUUAACAACAGCACUGCCACCUGUAGAAGCCAAGCCACCUCUCUUUAGAGGAAAUGAUGUAACAGGGCAAGGUUCAAUUCACUGUUUUUGAACUCCUUAAAAACAGGAAGUGGAUUCUCCUCAAUGUUCAAGUUCAAGAAAAGAUAGUAAAAGUAAAAACUUUGGCACAAGACGUUAAACAACAAAAGAGAAAUAACUGAUAUUCAUGAAUGAGCUAUAAUUAGUGAUUUAAUUGUUGUUUUAUAGGCAUUAUUUAAUAUAAUGACUCAACAUUUAUUAAAAGACCCAAAUCUGAAUUGACCCCUGUCUUGUUACUGGAUUACUUCACUGAAGUCAUACAAAUUAAAAUGCAUUAUCAUUUACCAUGUACAUGCAUGAGCCGCUAUUCAAAUGUCAUAUUAGCGUCACAUUUAACAAUAAAGUAUUUAAGUUUAACUUGCACAAUGCAGUGCAGUGUAAUUUGCCUAAUUUGUUUGAAACAUACUUUUUGAAAUAUGUAAGUAAAAUGAAAUUUAGAUUUACAUGAUAGGAUAAUAAUGCAUAAUAACUGUAUGGCUUUAGUGAAGCGUUAUCAAACAAUUUCAUGUUUGUUUUAUACUGAAAGAAUUGUUUGGGUUUGUAUUUAUGUCUCUGUUUCUGUCUUUAUAGAGUUUUCUAUUUCCAUGUACCAAAAAAGAUUGUAUAUAAAAUGUCUCAAUGGAA